UGCAGUCGAUCGGUAAACAGCCGGGAGCGAUGCACGCUCGCGUGAUUUGACGUAUUUGACAAGUUUUAGAGCGCGGAUCUCGGGAGGACCCACUGCAUGCGGAACGUUGAUCGUGAUAUCCUUUCCUCUAGGGAAUAGUAUCCUUUUUUUUUUAUAUUCUCACCACACCAUGGACACGGACAGGCCUUUACAUGAGGAGUGGAAAAAACGGGCGUUUGUGGGACCACUGCCGGACAGUUUUCUGAGAAUAGAAGAACGCAACGCGCAGUUGCAGCAGGAGGCGGCGGAUCAACAAGCCGCUCUGGCUCUCCAACAGCAGAUGCAAAGUAUGCCGGUGACUCACGAUCCUCGAGUGGGUAGACUUAGCAUAACAAUCUCUCAGGCCAAAUUAGUGAAAAAUUAUGGAAUGACGAGGAUGGACCCUUACGCGAGGAUACGAGUGGGACACUCGGUGUUUGAGACGCAUACAGACUCUAACGGUGGAAAAAAUCCACAUUGGAAUAAAGUAAUUCAAUGCAACCUUCCACCUGGAGUUACCCAGAUAUACAUAGAAAUUUAUGACGAGUGUUCCUUUGUGAUGGACGAACUGAUUGCGUGGGGCCACAUAGAGAUUCCACCGCAGGUUAUUCAGAAGGGAGAGACCCACGAGGAUUGGUACAUGCUCAGUGGGAAGCAGGGAGAUAAUCAGGAGGGCAUGAUCAAUUUAGUUUUCAGUUACACGACCAAGUAUCAUCCGUACACGGGUUCCUCUUCGAUAAUGAUGGUCCCUUCUGCAACAAUGUUCGGCACGUCAUACGCCCCGGUAAAUGUUUAUGCGACACCUCCGCCUAUUGCUGCACCAGCGGUCGCACCCAGCUCUUUGCCAAAUGCUGAGGUCGAGUUGAAACAGAUCGCCGAAAUGUUUCCAAAUGUUGACAAGGAAGUUAUCAAAUCAGUAUAUGAUGCCAAUCACGGCAAGAAAGACAUUACAAUUAAUUCGUUGCUUCAGAUGUGCGAAUAAGUCCUAAUUUUCUACGCAGCUAGAAUGCCAUACGUAACUUUAUCGUAUCCUUCGUUAAUGAACUUUUUUUUUCUUUGGAAUGUAAGAUGAUGUACGAAAAUCUAAUUUGUAAUACUUCCAUACGUAAUAAUAUACAUUAAGGUCGAACAUUCUUUGAAUAUGUAAAAUGACGAAAUAUUUCUCUUCUGAAGAAACAUAUUACAUUUUAAUUGAGUAUAA
Molecule: messenger RNA, 1219 nt
Organism: Temnothorax curvispinosus
Lineage: Eukaryota; Metazoa; Arthropoda; Insecta; Hymenoptera; Formicidae
Product: toll-interacting protein-like
Exons: 6
Coding region: 170-1000 (276 amino acids)
Biological process (GO): ubiquitin-dependent protein catabolic process
Cellular component (GO): cytoplasm
Molecular function (GO): ubiquitin conjugating enzyme binding; ubiquitin binding
Source: RefSeq, a predicted model, not a curated record